AUGUAUGUCAUCCCGAAGUUAUCAUCCGCUAUUCCAAUCUACUACAACUACAUCGCGUUGGAUCGAAAGCAGCUCAAUGUCGACACUCCAUCUGAUUACCAAGAUGCCGAUGCUCGGGUUUCCACGAAAGGAAAAGUUUCCGUUUCGGCAACUUUGACAAACACUGGCUCUGUUGCUGGGAAGCAAGUUGUGCAGGUCUACCUCUCUAAGUUUGCUCCACUGAUCGAGAGACCGCUAAAGAAUUUGGUGCGGUUCGAAAAGGUCCGCUUGGAGCCCGGAGAAUCGAGGAGUGUUACAUUUGAGAUUCAGACGGAAGAAAUGGGAUAUUAUCUCAAUGAGAAGAAGCAGGUGGAUAAAGAUACAUACACGUUGUAUAUCGGUUCCAGCUCGGCGGAUGAGGAUUUGGAGCAGUUGAGCGUGACCUUCGUCUAG
Molecule: messenger RNA, 432 nt
Organism: Penicillium concentricum
Lineage: Eukaryota; Fungi; Ascomycota; Eurotiomycetes; Eurotiales; Aspergillaceae
Exons: 3
Coding region: 1-432 (143 amino acids)
Biological process (GO): glucan catabolic process
Molecular function (GO): beta-glucosidase activity
Source: RefSeq, a predicted model, not a curated record